Carassius auratus (goldfish) is the source of this 1445-nucleotide messenger RNA. Its product is annotated as claudin-8. Gene Ontology annotation, cellular component: bicellular tight junction; membrane. NCBI's taxonomy places the organism in Eukaryota, Metazoa, Chordata, Actinopteri, Cypriniformes, Cyprinidae. The transcript has a single exon. Gene Ontology annotation, molecular function: structural molecule activity. The record is from RefSeq and is a predicted model, not a curated record. The coding region runs from base 186 to 1079 and encodes 297 amino acids.
GUUUAUCAGAUUCUCCAGGAGCAGAUGAACCAGUCUGUUCACAUAGCAUCAUUAACAUUUUUCUUGUCUGUAAAUACUUGUCAUCUGGAUCUUCCGGGCUCAGUUGAGAAACACACCGCAGUGAAGGAGAGCAGCGUUACAUCAGUGUCUGAUCCUUCCUUGUUUUGUCCUGGCACUUGACCAUCAUGUCUUACGCCGGGUCUUACUUGGCCAAAUCCUACGCGGAUAAAGCCUACGCGGAUAAAGCCUACGGGGACACUGUGUACACGGGAUACCCAGAUGAGAAGUCGGCGAAAGAGAUGUACGAUGAGCAGGUGAAGCACGAGAAGAGAAAGAGACGGGAAUCCAUGUGCUGCGAGGUGGUUGCUCUGGUCAUCGGCUUCGUCGGAUUGAUCGGGGUUGCCUCCGUCACAGGCCUCCCGAUGUGGAAGGUCACGGCGUUCAUCCAGGAGAACAUCAUCGUGAUGGAGACGCGCUGGGAGGGACUGUGGAUGAACUGCUACCGGCAAGCCAACAUCAGAAUGCAAUGCAAAGUCUAUGAUUCCCUGCUGUUCCUCCCGGCAGACCUCCAGGCUGCCAGGGGUCUCAUGUGCGCCUCCGUCGCUUUGAGCACCUUCGCCUGCAUCGUGUCGGCCGUAGGGAUGCGCUGCACCCGUCUGGUAGACUCCCGUCCCAAAACCAAGCACAUUGUUUUGGUGAGCGGAGGGUGUUUGUUUUUGGCUGGCUGCUUGACCACCAUUAUUCCCGUGUCGUGGACGGCUCAUGUGAUCAUCCAGGACUUCUACAACCCGUUGUUGAUCGACGCCCAACGGAGAGAGCUUGGAGAGGCUUUGUACAUCGGAUGGGUCACUUCAGCUUUGCUUUUCAGCGCUGGGGUGAUUCUGCUCUGUCGACACGCACCACGAACCCAGGAUAAGAUGGACAUGGCGUCUGUUAUGUAUCGGGCCGGAUCGGCUCCGUAUAACUACUCCUACAGACCUGGAUAUGGAUACCAGCCUGCGUACGGAUACCAGCCCGGGUACAACUAUCAACCGGCCUAUUCUCCUGUCCCAACUGUGUAUAACCCUCCAAGAUACUGAGACACACAGUGAGUGCUGUGCUUCAACACUAAAAUCUUCUAUAGAGACUCCGAAAAGGAAGUUGAGUUGGGAACGAUCUGCAUUGAGAGAAGAAAGCAGGACUGAUGGAGCCUCAUUUGAUUAAUUGUGACUGUAUAUGUGAAUAUUAAUUUUACAUUCUUGAUUUGAAUGCAUUUCCUUCUUGUCUAAAAGACUGUUUGUAAUUUGCACAGAAAUGAUAUGCAAUAUGUGCUCAAAUUAAGAACACCAACAUGUGGAACUUAAUGUUGACUCUGUCAUAUGAUUGUGUUUGUUUUCCGCUUUGUUUUUCCAUUUUUUAAAGCACUAGUUUGAUUUUAAUUGUAUUAAAUAAAUGUGUGAAAAGAA